Molecule: messenger RNA, 705 nt
Organism: Fusarium graminearum PH-1
Lineage: Eukaryota; Fungi; Ascomycota; Sordariomycetes; Hypocreales; Nectriaceae
Exons: 6
Coding region: 1-705 (234 amino acids)
Source: RefSeq, a predicted model, not a curated record
AUGUCCCCUGUCAAUAUCCCGAGUUCAGUGUUUCAGAUGACAAACGCCUCAAGCCACUUGGAAGGCCAAGCAGCAAGUACAGUCGAACAAACAGACAAUGAAGAAGUCAGAACAGAUUCCCAAACUGAGGAAGCUGCUGAAUAUGGUAUGCCCCCACCAAUUGGAGUCUGCAGUUGGCUGCUGAUAUUGAAGGGUAAGCUUUUGGAGCUCGCCGCAUUAAAAGACCAAGAUCCAACACACAUUCUCUUUCGUCGCCAUGUGGAAAAUGGCAGCUUGUGCGUGGAUUUGGAAGCAAAUUACAUCGAAAGAGAUGCAACGGUGCUUAGACAAAUGAUAAAGUCGGGUGAUAAAGGCCUCGAGGAAUACCAACAGAGGUUCAUGGCAAGACUCGUUCGCUAUUAUCAAUUCGUAUGCCAAUUUAGCAAAAUCAUGGACUUUGAUGAGCCAAACGGAGUUUUCUUACAUAGCUCGCUGUAUCUUGCGAAAAAACAUUGGGGAGAAGAAAAGGGAAUUCACCUCAGAGCAGAGAACGAAGACUGGGCCUCUCUUCACAGGACAGACAAGCCGGAUCAGUGGAUCUGUUACUUGGUUCACCAUCCCUUAUCUCGCUAUAUGAUGAGGGCUAUGAAGCUUGUGUCGAAUGAAGGUGGUAUCAUGAUCACAUUUAUCUCGGAAAGAUAUGCUAGUUGCUAUAUUGACACUUAG